Molecule: messenger RNA, 642 nt
Organism: Malassezia sympodialis ATCC 42132
Lineage: Eukaryota; Fungi; Basidiomycota; Malasseziomycetes; Malasseziales; Malasseziaceae
Gene: YPT31
Product: Rab family GTPase
Molecular function (GO): GTPase activity; GTP binding
Source: RefSeq, a predicted model, not a curated record
AUGGCAGCAGAGUCGAACUACGAUUACCUCUUUAAGGUGGUGCUUAUUGGUGACUCGGGCACGGGUAAGUCGAACCUGCUCUCGCGUUUCACGCGGAACGAGUUCAGCCUGGACAGCCGGAGCACCAUCGGCGUCGAGUUUGCGACCCGCAGCAUCAAUGUCGACGGCAAAACGAUCAAGGCGCAGAUCUGGGACACUGCGGGCCAGGAGCGCUACCGUGCGAUCACUUCGGCGUACUACCGCGGUGCCGUGGGUGCGCUGCUCGUGUAUGAUAUCGCCAAGCACUCGACGUACGUGAACGUGUCGCGCUGGCUCAAGGAGCUCCGCGACCACGCCGACAGCAACAUUGUCGUGAUGCUUGUGGGCAACAAGAGCGACUUGAAGCACCUGCGCGCCGUGCCGACCGAAGAAGCGAAGGCGUUUGCUGCGGAGAACAACCUUUCGUUCAUCGAGACCUCGGCGCUGGACGCAUCGAACGUGGAGCAGGCGUUCCAAAACAUCCUCACGGAAAUCUACCACAUUGUGUCGAACAAGGCGCUGCAGUCCUCUGACGACGUGAUCAAGCCGUCGGGCGGCGAGACUAUCUCGGUGCAGCCGUCGGCGGAUGACGGCGGCCAGACCAAGAAGGGCGGCUGCUGCUAG